CGGAGGACCCAAAAAAAAGAAAAUAAAAAGGGUCAUGUGUGAACAUCCGCCGACAUUGAGAGGCGCGCUGGCCUUAAAGGAUUAGCCUAUAGUAGUACUCCUCUUUCUCUGCCGGCAACGUAACAACAAUCACAGUCACUUGAUGCUAACGGCGUCUCCCAUGGCCGCUUCUACUUGUACAGUUUACCGUUUUUCUCAUCUCCGCGUAGCCUCCACUUCUCAAACCCUAUCUCCUCCCAACAGCAGUAAAAUUUUCAGUUUUCCCCGUCGUAGUAGAAGCAGCUUUUCAGCGUUGCGCUUUUCAACUACAGCAGCAAAGAGUGACAGCGGCGCAAAUGUGAGUAGUGAUAAAAGGAAAGAAGAGAAACAACAAGAGUUGGAAGAAGAAGAGGAGCUUUCAUGGAUACAGGAGAAAGCAUUGGACCUGGUUGAAUUCACCGGUUCUGUGACUCAGGCUCUUCCUGGCCCCAGGGUCGGCCAGACCUCCUUCCCAUGGAUUCUAACAGUUCCCUUGGCUUACUUUGGUAUUACUUUUGUCAUUGCCUUCGUCAAAACCGUCCGCAAGUUCAAUUCCCCUCGGGAGAAGCGCCGUAAAUUGGUC
Messenger RNA from Nicotiana tabacum (common tobacco), 601 nucleotides. Lineage: Eukaryota; Viridiplantae; Streptophyta; Magnoliopsida; Solanales; Solanaceae. The record is from RefSeq and is a predicted model, not a curated record.